Molecule: messenger RNA, 4119 nt
Organism: Cavia porcellus (domestic guinea pig)
Lineage: Eukaryota; Metazoa; Chordata; Mammalia; Rodentia; Caviidae
Gene: Dpp9
Product: dipeptidyl peptidase 9
Exons: 24
Coding region: 282-3167 (961 amino acids)
Biological process (GO): proteolysis
Molecular function (GO): serine-type peptidase activity; dipeptidyl-peptidase activity
Source: RefSeq, a predicted model, not a curated record
CCGGCGGGUCCCCCGUGUCUGCCGCCGGCGCUGUCCCCUGCGCCUGCCACUUCCGGGGCCGCAGUCGUGGGCAUGGAUCCUCGAGCGUGAGGCGCCGCCGGCCCCCGGGACGCCCUGCCCAGCCGUGCCGCCGCCCCGCGUCCCGGGUCUCUGUUUACUGCCUGCUGCUGGAAUGGAGGCUUCUCGGACCCCUUAGAAGGUGUCGUGAUGGGGUGACCAGGUGGCAACUGUGGAUCAAGGGCUCGGGAAAGACCUCUGAAGGGUGCUUUGGGGCCCGGAGGAUGAAAAGGAGGGAAUCUCACAGCCAGCUGGGAAGGGCGUCCGGCGGAGGGAGCGGCCAGUGCAAAAGCCGGGAGGCCCCCACCCUCCCGAGGCCCGCCGAGCGGUUAAUGCGGAAGCUUAAGAAGCUGCGCCUGGACAAGGAGAACACGGGAGGUUGGAGAAGCUUCUCACUGCACCCCGAGGGCGCCGAGAGGAUGUCCAUCGGGACCCCGCCGCCGGCUGAGCGGCCCCCCGUGGGCGACAUGGACGACGCGGCCUGCCGCUUCCAGGUGCCCAAGCACUCGUGGGACGGGCUGCGGAGCAUCAUCCACGGCAGCCGCAAGUACUCGGGCCUCAUCGUCAACAAGGCCCCACACGACUUCCAGUUCGUGCAGAAGACGGACGAGGCCGGGCCGCAUUCCCACCGCCUGUACUACCUGGGAUCUUGCUACGUAGCUCAGCCUGGCCUUGAACUCGGGGGAAGUCUCCCUGCCGCAGCCUCCCAAGUGCUGGGGUUACAGGGAUGCCUUACGGAAGCCGGGAGAACUCGCUGCUCUACUCCGAGAUCCCCAAGAAGGUCCGCAAGGAGGCCCUGCUGCUGCUGUCCUGGAAGCAGAUGCUGGACCACUUCCAGACCCGCCCUGUGCCCCCAGGCCACGCCGCACCACGGGGUCUACUCCCGGGAGGAGGAGCUGCUGCGCGAGCGCAAGCGCCUGGGCGUCUUCGGCAUCACGUCCUACGACUUCCACAGCGCCAGCGGCCUCUUCCUGUUCCAGGCCAACAACAGCCUCUUCCACUGCCGGGACGGCGGCAAGAACGGCUUCAUGGUGACCCCCAUGAAGCCACUGGAGAUCAAGACCCAGUGCUCGGGGCCCCGGAUGGACCCCAAGAUCUGCCCCGCCGACCCCGCCUUCUUCUCCUUCAUCAACAACAGUGACGUGUGGGUGGCCAACAUCGAGACGGGCGAGGAGCGGCGACUCACCUUCUGCCACAAGGGGCUGCCCAACGUCCUGGACGACCCCAAGUCCGCAGGCGUGGCCACCUUCGUCAUCCAGGAGGAGUUCGACCGCUUCACGGGCUGCUGGUGGUGCCCCACGGCCUCCUGGGAAGGCCCCGAAGGCCUCAAGACGCUGCGGAUCCUGUACGAGGAGGUAGACGAGUCCGAAGUGGAGGUCAUCCACGUCCCUUCCCCCGCACUAGAAGAACGGAAGACAGACUCCUACCGCUACCCCAGGACAGGCAGCAAGAACCCCAAAAUCGCCUUGAAGCUGGCAGAGUUCCAGACUGACAGUGAGGGCAAGAUCGUGUCCGCCUGUGAGAAGGAGCUGGUGCAGCCUUUCCACAGGCUCUUCCCCAGGGUGGAGUACAUCGCCAGGGCCGGCUGGACACGCGACGGCUCAUACGCCUGGGCCAUGUUCCUGGACCGGCCCCAGCAGCGGCUCCAGCUCGUGCUCCUGCCCCCAGCCCUGUUCAUCCCGGCCCCCGAGAGCGAGGAGCAGCGGCUGGCGCUCGCCAGGGCUGUCCCCAAGAGCGCCCAGCCGUACGUGGUGUACGAGGAGGUCACCAACGUCUGGAUCAACGUCCACGACAUCUUCUACCCCUUCCCCCAGCCCGAGGGGUCCGAGGAGUUCUCCUUCCUCCGGGCCAACGAGUGCAAGACCGGCUUCUGCCACCUGUACAGAGUCACUGCCCUCCUGAGGCCCAGCGGCUAUGACUGGACAGAGCCGCUGAGCCCCGGGGAAGAUGAAUUUAAAUGCCCCAUCAAGGAGGAGGUGGCGCUGACCAGCGGCGAAUGGGAGGUGCUGGCCCGCCACGGCUCCAAGAUCUGGGUCAAUGAGGAAACCAAGCUGGUGUACUUCCAAGGGACGAGGGACACGCCGCUGGAGCACCACCUCUACGUGGUCAGCUAUGAGACGGCUGGGGAGAUCGUGCGACUCACCACGCCCGGCUUCUCCCACAGCUGCUCCAUGAGCCAGAACUUCGACAUGUUUGUCAGCCACUACAGCAGCGUGAGCACGCCGCCCUGUGUGCACGUGUACAAGCUCAGCGGCCCUGACGACGACCCCCUGCACAAGCAGCCCCGCUUCUGGGCCAGCAUGAUGGAGGCGGCCAGCUGCCCCCCAGACUAUGUGCCCCCCGAGAUCUUCCACUUCCACACGCGCUCAGACGUGCAGCUCUACGGCAUGAUCUACAAGCCCCACACCCUGCAGCCGGGCAAGAAGCACCCCACCGUGCUCUUCGUGUAUGGGGGCCCCCAGGUGCAGCUGGUGAACAACUCCUUCAAGGGCACCAAGUACUUGCGGCUCAACACGCUGGCGUCCCUGGGCUACGCCGUGGUGGUGAUUGACGGCCGGGGGUCCUGUCAGCGGGGGCUCCGAUUCGAAGGGGCCCUGAAAAACCAAAUGGGCCAGGUGGAGAUUGAGGACCAGGUGGAAGGCCUGCAGUUUGUGGCCCAGAAGUACGGCUUCAUCGACCUGAGCCGGGUGGCCAUCCACGGCUGGUCCUACGGCGGCUUCCUGUCGCUCAUGGGUCUCAUCCACAAGCCGCAGGUGUUCAAGGUGGCGAUCGCGGGCGCGCCAGUCACCGUGUGGAUGGCCUACGACACGGGGUACACGGAGCGCUACAUGGACGUGCCUGAAAACAACCAGCAGGGCUACGAGGCGGGCUCCGUGGCCUUGCACGUGGAGAAGCUGCCCAACGAGCCCAACCGGUUGCUGAUUCUCCACGGCUUCCUGGAUGAAAAUGUGCACUUUUUCCACACGAACUUCCUCGUCUCGCAGCUGAUUCGGGCGGGAAAACCUUACCAGCUCCAGAUCUACCCCAACGAGAGGCACAGCAUCCGCUGCCCCGAGUCGGGCGAGCACUACGAGGUCACGCUGCUGCACUUCCUCCAGGAAUACCUCUGAGCGCCACGACGGCUGCAGCCACGCCUCACAUCACAGCACAAUGCCCGGGCCAGGCCAGGGACCCAGUGACCCAUGGCCGCCCCCGGGUCACGCGCCAGGGGACAGACUGCGGCCCAGGAGGAGCCCGACACCCCAGCAUCGCGGCCUUUACCGACCCAACAACUUCCAGCCCCUUUCCUGUUUUCAGUUUUCUUUUGUUUGUUUUUGCUCCACCGCUCCUGGUUUGUUUGCUUGUUGCUUCUUGGUUGCCAGGACAGUGCCAGGGGCCGAUCCCCAGUGGCAUUGCCCCAGGCCGCCCCUCCCCCCCCAAGAGGGGGAGGCCACAGCCCCACAGGGCAUUGGAAUGGCCACGGCCCAGGCGCCAGGAGAGACUGGGGGAGCCAGGCUGGAAGCUGGGGGGCCCUGUUCCUGGGCCGCCUCUACCCUGAUGGCCUCGGUCCCCAGCACAGCAGCAUGCGAAUGCCUGUCUCCCCGCGGCCACCUGCUUGUGUCCCUGUCCUCUCUGGGGGGCGUUUUACAUAACUAUUUAACAGUCAGAGAGCAAGGGAGACCCAGAAUCGGGGUGCGUGGCCAGGCAGCGGGGUGUCCCAAGCGCAGGGGACAGAGCAGCCAGGGCCUGCUGGGCGACGGCUGUGGACAUAGGAAGCCCUGCCUCUGGCCGCCCUCUGCAGCCACCCAGCCUCUCCCGUCUGCCUGGGGGACACCGGGGUCCUGGGUUGGGAGCGGGACCUGUGCCCACCGUGGGGACCUGGUCUCGCUUCCUUCCUCUCCCCGCCGAGGGUUCCGGCAAAAAGUAAAAAGAAAACAAAAGACAAAAAAAAAAAAAAAAAAGGAAGAAAAGAAACCACCUCUACAUAUUAUGGAAAGAAAAUAUUUUUGUCGAUUCUUAUUCUUUUAUAAUUAUGCGUGUAAGAAAUAGACUCAUUAAACAACCCCAGAUGGGAAGCUGUCA